AUGACCCUUAAAGAAUCUCUCGGCCGCCUUAAAUGGGGGAUUUUCCCAGUGCGCAGAAUUGUCGAUGAAGAUUUGGACUACAACUAUGAAGAGGAAGACACUGUUUCUGAAAAGGGUUCAUUCAGUGAAGAGGUAGAAAAAUCUCCAGAAGCCGACUCAUUCGAAUACCGUGACGAGGCCAACCGUUCCUGGUGGAGGUUUUUUGAUGAAUGGGAGUAUAGAGCCCCAAGAGGUGACAAACCUGUCAAUGGGCGGAUCCCAGCCAAAUGGUAUCAUUGGUUUGAUCCAAAUGACACUCCUGCUGAGAGAAAGCUUGUCAUGAAAUUGGAUAUUCUCCUUACAUUUUACUCCAUGAUGGCAUACUGGGUCAAAUACUUGGAUCAAUCCAACUUGAACAAUGCCUACGUCGCUGGUCUUAAGCAAGGUGUUGGUAUGAAGGGUAAUGAUUUAGUCGACACACAAGUGAUGUUCAAUAUUGGUAACAUCAUCUUCCAAAUCCCAUUCAUGUACGUUCUUGUUGCUCUCCCGUUGAAUUAUGUUCUUCCAGGUUUGGAUCUUAUUUGGUCCAUCUUAACUAUUGUCACCGCCUUCGUUACAGAUGUGCCGGGCCUUAAAGCUAUUAGAUUCUUCAUUGGUGCUUGCGAAAGUGGUAACUACUUGGCAUACCAAUUUUUGUUUGGUGCAUUUUAUACCCAUAACAUUUCCAUUCGCUCUAUGUGUUAUUACCUUGGCCAGUACUUAGGAAUCUUAACAUCAGGCCUUUUAUCCGGUGCUAUUGUCAGAAAUUAUAGCGGAGUUCAUGGUCUUGAUGCUUGGCAAUGGAUCUUCAUAUUUGACGGUAUUAUUUCGCUCAUUGUUGGUUUCAUUGGUAUUUAUAUGCUUCCAGGCACCCCAGAUAAUUGUUACUCGAUAUGGCUUUCUGAUGAUGAAAUUAGACUUCUCCGCAGAAAGCUUAAGAGAAACCAUACAGCUGGCUCUCCAACCAACCAUGUGUCUUCCUUCUUUGACGCAAAACUUUGGAAAGAAAUCUUUUCUCUGUGGCAUAUUUACGUCCUUUCCCUUUGGAAUAUUCUUUGUUGGUGUAACAGUAAUGGUGCAUCCGGGGCUUAUAUUCUUUGGUUGAAAUCUUUAACAAAGGUCGAUUCCCUUACUGGUAAAGUGGUUGCAAAAUUCGGUGCUGGUGAGCUUCAAGAUUAUACAGCUUUAACCCCAGGUCUUGGGUUACUUUGGCUCAUGGUUAUUUGUGCCGGUGCGGAUUUCUUCAAAUGUCGCUGGGGUGCAAUCGUUGUGUCUCAAAUUUUCAAUGUGACUGGUAACAUUAUCCUUGCCGUGUGGAAUGUUCCUGAAGGUGCUAAAUGGUUUGCCUGGUGUUUGCAAUACUUUGGCUGGGCCAUGGCUCCAGUCUUAUACUCUUGGCAAAAUGACAUUUGUCGUAGAGACUCAAGAAAAAGAGUGGUUGUCUUGGUCACUAUGAAUAUUCUUGCUCAAUCUACCACAGUGUGGACUUCAGUUCUUGUAUGGAAGACCGUUGAAGCCCCAAGAUAUUUGAAAGGUUAUAGUUUUACAGCCACUGCUGGUUUCUUAUUGUCAGUUUGGACCUUUGUGGUUUUGUGGCUUUACAAAAAGCAAGAACGAAAAUACUCUAAACAAAAUGGUAUUGUUUUGUACAACCUGAAAACUGACCCUGAUUUCUUAGUAAAUUUGGAAAAGAAGAGUGAGGAGAAAGUGGUGAGCAUCGACAAAGUUACUGUCCCCGAGAAGUUGGAAAAGUAG
Saccharomycopsis crataegensis is the source of this 1773-nucleotide messenger RNA. RefSeq lists its product as uncharacterized. The coding region runs from base 1 to 1773 and encodes 590 amino acids. Gene Ontology annotation, biological process: transmembrane transport. The record is from RefSeq and is a predicted model, not a curated record. Lineage: Eukaryota; Fungi; Ascomycota; Saccharomycetes; Ascoideales; Saccharomycopsidaceae. Gene Ontology annotation, molecular function: transmembrane transporter activity. Gene Ontology annotation, cellular component: membrane. The transcript has a single exon.